Messenger RNA from Caenorhabditis sp. 36 PRJEB53466, 549 nucleotides. NCBI's taxonomy places the organism in Eukaryota, Metazoa, Nematoda, Chromadorea, Rhabditida, Rhabditidae. The record is from the annotation of a GenBank genome assembly.
AUGAAGUUGUGGCACUUGGUAGCCUAAACUAACCAAUUUGUUAACUUUUACAGCUCAAAACGAAAAUUUCAGAUUGUUCGUGACGGCGGGGAGUUCGUGAUCCCUGCCAACUUCAAGUGCACCGGAGCCAAGACUGUCUUCACAAAGGUGGGCAGCAUAGGAGAUGACCUGCAAAUACAGUCCAUGUGACGAAUGGAAUUGAGGUGUUGGCAAUGGAAACGGAUACGAUUAUGACGGCGUUGGACUUUCACAAUCUAAGUUCGAACAAAUUUAUGGGGACCACAGUGCGCAUGAUAAUUUCCGUCCCUGUUCUCUUCGUGCACCGCCCGAGUGGUCUCCGGGCCUCCCAACAACGUCUCCCAGGUACUGCUCUACCCGAAGAAAGCGGAUCAUCUGAUGCCGUACAACCUCAAAUACUUUUCUGUGAGUUCCAACCUCCAUUUUUUCCGAUUCUCUCCGCCCGCCAGUCGACGAAUGCGACGAAGAUGUCACCACAUGAUCACUUUCGCAGAAGCGUUUCUCGCUCGCUGCUCGCUCUUUUGCGAAUAA